GAGCAGGGAGGGUGACAGUGCUGCAUAUUAACCGUUUCCAAAAGAAGAGCACGUUAUUGUUAUCAUUAAUAUUAUUUUUAUUACCAUUUAAAUUAUGGAGGUUUUAAAAAAGGUAAUAUUGGUCGCGUGGAUUUUAUUGUUGGAACGAAGAUGCUGCACAACAGAAGAAGUUGUUUUGUUGGAUUCUAAAGAGUCACAAGCAGAGCUGGGCUGGACUUCACAUCCGUCGAAUGGAUGGGAAGAGAUUAGCGGCGUUGAUGAAAAUUACAAGCCAAUUCGAACCUACCAGGUCUGUAAUGUCAUGGAGUCAAACCAGAACAACUGGCUUCAAACUGGAUGGAUUGCGCGCCAGAAGGCCCAGAGAAUUUUUAUUGAGCUCAAAUUCACUCUGAGGGAUUGUAACAGCAUUCCAGGAGUCAUGGGUACAUGCAAAGAGACCUUUAAUCUGCACUACAUCGAAUCAGACACCGAUCUGGGACGUGAAAUCAAGGAAGUGAAGUAUAUCAAAAUCGAUACAAUAGCUGCUGAUGAGAGUUUUACUCAAGGAGAUCUGGGAGAGCGGAAGAUGAAACUGAAUACAGAGGUGAGAGAAAUAGGACACCUCAACAGAAAAGGAUUUCACCUUGGGUUCCAAGAUGUAGGGGCAUGUGUAGCCCUCGUUUCUGUGCGGGUGUAUUAUAAAAAGUGUCUGUCGACAGUGCAGAACCUGGCAGUGUUUCCUGACACCAUUGCAGAGGCUGCUUUUUCAACCUUGGUAGAAGUCAGGGGGACCUGUGUAAACAAUUCGGAAGUAGAUAUGGAUAAUCGUCCUCGAAUGCACUGCAGCGCUGAAGGAGAAUGGCUUGUACCCAUUGGAAAGUGUUCCUGCAGUGCAGGAUAUGAGGAAGGGCACAGCAGCUGUGAAGCAUGUUCUCCAGGCUUCUAUAAAAUGUCACCACGGCAACAGGAAUGUUUAGCUUGUCCUGAGCGCAGCACCACAGAAGAGGAAGGGUCAACCAUGUGUGUCUGUGAAGAAGGUUACUUCAGAACUCCUUUGGAAUCACCAUCUUCAGCUUGCACCAUGCCUUCACCAGUCGUCGAUUUUCACGCCAGCAAAAUUGAACAGAAGAGCAUUAUCCUGUCAUGGCAAGAACCCCACUAUGCAAGCAGCAAUAAAUCAGAGUAUGAAAUUAAAUACUAUGAAAAGAACCAAGUGGAUCAAACUUACUCAACAGUUAAAACAGCCUCAACAACAGUGACUAUCGGUAAUCUGAAACCAAGCACAGUCUACAUAUUUCAGAUCAGGGCUAUUUCUUCCAAAGACCAUGGGAUGUACGGCCUUCCUUUAGAAGUAGAAACACUUGGAGAAUUGGCACUGGCUUCCAGUGAACAGAAUCCUGUUAUUGUCAUUGUUGUGGUCUCUGUGGCUGCCUUCAUCAUGCUGGUCUCUAUGGGAGUCGGAUUAAUGAUAUGGAGAAGACACUGUGGAUACAGUAAAGCAAGUCAAGAUGGUGAGGAAGAAUUAUAUUUCCAAUUUAAGAUACCCACCAGACGCACUUACAUUGAUCCUGAGACCUGUGAGGACCUGAUCCAGGCUGUCAGCCUUUUUGCUAAAGAAUUGGACAAUUCCAGUAUUAAAAUUGAAAGGAUUAUCAGCACAGGUGAAUUUGGAGAAGUCUGUAGAGGAUGCUUGAAGCUGCCAAGUAAGAGAGAACUUCCUGUCGCAAUUAAAACACUCAGAGCGGGUUGCUCUGACAAACAAAAGCGCAUCUUCUUGACUGAAGCAAGCAUAAUGGGCCAGUUUGAUCAUCCAAAUAUUGUUCGUCUUGAAGGUGUUAUUACAAGAGGAAAUACAAUGAUGACUGUGAUCGAAUUCAUGUCAAAUGGUGUUUUGGAUUCCUUCCUGAGGAAGCAUGAAGGCCAGUUCACAGCAAUACAACUUCUUGGCAUGCUGUGUGGAAUAGCUUCUGGCAUGAAGUACCUCACCGAAAUGGGAUAUAUUCACAAAAGCCUUGCUGCACACAAAAUAUUAGUCAAUAGUAACCUGGCAUGCAAAGUAUCCGGAUUCAGGCCAUCACAAGAGGAGAAAAUUGAAGCUGUCUACACCACUAUGCAGAGAGGAAAGAGCACCGUGCUUUGGACAGCCCCCGAGGCCAUUCAGUACCACAGAUUCACAUCUGCCUCUGAUGUUUGGAGUUUCGGCAUCGUUAUGUGGGAAGUCAUGUCAUAUGGAGAAAGGCCCUACUGGGAUAUGUCAAAUCAAGAUGUAUUUAAAGCUAUUGAAGAUGGGUUUCGGCUACCAGCUCCUAUGAACUGUCCGCUGCCACUUCACCAAUUAAUGCUGGAUUGCUGGCAGAAGGAUCGAGAUGAAAGACCUAAAUUUGCACAGAUCCACAGUAUUUUGAAUAAAAUGGUGCGGAAUCCAGAAAGCAUAAAGACAUCUACUAUUACCCGAACCAGACCACAAAGUACAUCCAUUCCACUUAUUGAGAGGACCUUCACGUCGUUCCCUUCAUUCAACUCGGUGGGAGAAUGGCUGGAAGCAAUCGAGAUGGGCAGAUACAAAGACAAUUUCACGGCAGCCGGAUACUGCUACCUGGAGUCUGUGGCACGAAUGACAGUCCAGGACGUGAUGAGCUUAGGUAUUACCUCACUUGACCAUCAAAAACAGAUCUUAACAGCAAUCACAACGUUGAGAGCCCAGGUCAUUCAGAUGCAUGGACGUGGUGUGCAAGUGUAGCACCAUGAUUAUGGCUUCAAAGAAAAUCGAGCUACCACAUGAAAGAAUCAUUAUGUUUACAUAAGGAAACUGGAACCGUAUAACUGGAGAUUGGGCUUAAAUUGACUUAUCAAAAAUAAUCAUGGUAAUUAAUAUUGUGAAUUGGCCACUUGGUUAACACACGCUGUUUGAGUGCUGAACACCAGCACGGUUGCUUUUGAGCCGCUGUCAGUUGCAGCUGUUGGGCCCUUUUGUAAACGGACCGAAUACAAAUCAGAGAUGACAUCAUAUUCCUUCUGUCCUAUCAUGUCCCGAUAUGGUUAACCGAAUGCCAUAUGGCCUACAUGUCAGUAUUUCUUUUUCCUAUAUGUUGAGUUUCAAGAGGAUGGUUUUUCAAUAGAGCUUGGAUUGAUUUGCAAAGCAAGAAGGUUUACACAAAAUUGAACCGAUUGUAAUCAUAUUUUUUAAUGUAUAAUCGACACUUUGGCAAGAUGCAGGCAAAAAGCAUCAAUUAAGUCAGUGGGGUAAAAUAAUUUAAUUCAUGCCUUUUUAAUAUCAUUUUAUUGUUAACUGAAGGUAGUGUUUUAUUUACAUUUUUGAAGUUUUUGCUUUUUUAUAAGAUGUACAUGCCUUUAUCCUGUCUAGUACUUGCUGAGGUAUUUAAUUUCUAAAUUUGCAUCAGAACAAAUUAUACCUGUCAUAAAAUGAGAAUUAUCAAUUAAGCAUAGAAUAAUCACAAAUUCUAUUAUACAUCUCUUGAAUCCAUCUCUUUCUGCAGGUGGCCAACUUAUAUUUUCAUUGACAAUCACAAUAUUUUCUUCAACUACUGUAUAAAAUUCCCUUCUUCAUUUAUGUACUGUUACUUACUAUUGUCAUGGUUAUGGUACCAGGAAUGAUCUGGGCAUCACAGCCCACAGAAAUGACAACAGCACCUCAGCACACUGCGAAAAGAUACACACUCGACAUGUACUUUACUGAUGUGAUGUACUCUACAGAGACAACAGACCUCUGAACCCAUGUUGUUGUGUUUAUACAGUAUGUCCUAUACUAAUGUCAUAAUCAGGUGUAGCAACAAACAACAAAUGCAUACACUCUGAUGUCAUACACAGUGUACUUGUGGACUCAAAUGUCACUGGGUUUAGCUGCACACGGAUAUUUGUAAAAUAUUAUCUAUUUAAGAAACUGAGGGUCUUGAAUGGCAGCUUUCGAGGGCGCAAGGCACACCUACAGGACCAAACAGGAAUUCCUGCUAAUGCUGUGCUUCUUAUUCUCCUUCUUCUUGUUUCUUCUUGCAGUUUGGUUUGUUCUGACUACAUCAGCAUUUGGUCUGUCAUCAGCUGUUAUUUUAACAAAGAUUACUGCCACCACUAUCUAUCUAUCUAUCUAUCUAUCUAUCU
Molecule: messenger RNA, 4095 nt
Organism: Erpetoichthys calabaricus (reedfish)
Lineage: Eukaryota; Metazoa; Chordata; Cladistia; Polypteriformes; Polypteridae
Product: ephrin type-A receptor 7-like
Exons: 16
Coding region: 95-2719 (874 amino acids)
Biological process (GO): protein phosphorylation; cell surface receptor protein tyrosine kinase signaling pathway; axon guidance
Cellular component (GO): membrane; neuron projection
Molecular function (GO): transmembrane-ephrin receptor activity; protein binding; ATP binding
Source: RefSeq, a predicted model, not a curated record